Molecule: messenger RNA, 1656 nt
Organism: Cylicocyclus nassatus
Lineage: Eukaryota; Metazoa; Nematoda; Chromadorea; Rhabditida; Strongylidae
Source: the annotation of a GenBank genome assembly
AUGACCUUCACCAUUCAACGCUGCAAAGAUCUUUCCAAAGCAGCUAAGGCAAGCAGAAAAAGGAUUUUUGCAAGUUCAGCGUGUGAAAUAUGUGCCAGUAGAGAAUCUAGCGCGCAAAUACAAAGUCAUGUUCAGCUCAAUUUGAGUCUGAUCGGAAGUUUUACAUUCAAGCAUAGUGCGAUCUUUUGGAUAAUUGGUUCCAAAGUACUCUUGUCAUUUUAUUCAAGCAAUGGCGUCUUGCUCGCUUUAUGCGAUCCGUUCUUUUCUCUCUCUAUCUUUUCUUCAAGACCAGGGCUUUUCUCAAGAAUCGGGCAACGUCUGCCCGAGAACAUGCGGCCAUACCUGGAAUAUGUUCCUUCUCUGACCAAAGAUCAUUUUAUGAAGUUUUUAUUAGUUCUGCUCUGCUACGAAGGAUGUGUGGCACUCGCGGCUAUUUUGAAACCACUGUUCUCGUUUGUUCUUUCACGGCUUCCUAUUGGCGAUCGUCGGCCUCGGUUAAAUCUACCUUAUUUCCUUUCUCUCAAACAAGGGAAUAAAGAAAUGGACCAAGGAGAUAUCGAAGAUGCGAAGAAGAGUGACUUUGAGUAUGCGUUCAAAAUUGAAAUUGAUACGCACGACAUUGUGGCGAUUGCUGUUUGUUUACUGGUUGGUAUCUCGCACAUCUAUAGACGCCACUGGAUUACAAACAAUAUAAUAGGAAUUGCAUUCUCCAUCUAUGGUAUUGAGAAUCUUCAUUUGAGUAGUUUCAAGGCAGGAUCUCUUCUUCUUGCUGGUCUGUUCAUCUACGAUAUCUUUUGGGUCUUUGGUACUGAUGUGAUGACUUCCGUUGCUAAGGGUAUUGACGCACCCAUUCUUUUGCAAUUUCCACAGGAUCUUCUUAGGCACGGAUGGAAAGAUGCCGUCAAGCACAGCAUGCUAGGUCUGGGAGAUAUAGUCAUUCCUGGCAUAUUUAUAGCUCUCUUAAGGAGAUUUGAUUUGAGAAUCACUGAAAACUCGGGACAGAACAAGGGAGGGCGAUACUAUUUCAUGGUUACUAUAAUUGCAUACGCUGUCGGUCUUCUCAUCACUAUGCUUAUCAUGCAUCAUUUCAAGGCUGCGCAGCCUGCUUUGUUGUACCUGGUUCCAUGUUGUUUAAUCGUUCCGCUGUUGUUGGCUACAGCCAACGGAGAGGUGAAGGAGCUCUGGAAUUAUAGUGAAGAGCAUUUAACAGAUAAGAGUGAGACGGAGAAGAAGAAAGUUGAUGCAGAAAAGAAAACGAACUAGGCAAAUAGCUAUUUGUUGUAUUAUAAUGAACAGCUUGUUGUGUUUUGUGGCUGAUGCUAGUCUGUUUCUCUCUGGGGAGUUGUUUUAGCUUGCCGUUGCAAGUAUCCUUGUUUUCGGUCUGUCUCGGGUGUCUAUACGUCCAUUUUCACAUCUUUAUUAUAAUUCUUCCAAUUGUCAUAACAAUCACAAUCCUUGCAAGAAUCUUACGCCGUUGUUGGCAUGUUGCAUAAAUUUCUAUCUUCUGACAUAUCAAUAUACAUCGAUGGUUAAUAAUGAGGACAUAAGUUCUUGAGGCAAAUAUAUCAGAUCACUGGGAAUGUUUGGCUGUGAAUUGGCCUGAACUUUUAAGGCACAAAUAAAGCCUUCGUUAUGAAAGAUCCGUUACAACAUGGU